UAGUUGGCGCUGCGGCUGCCUCGACCGAGGCAUGUUGGCAACUUGGUAGUGUUGUGGGUGUACUUCGCCCCUACCUGGGAUUAUCACAGCUGAUGGGCUCACUCUCAAUAUGGCUUCAUCUCACUUGAAUGGCCAAUUACAGCGGAGCUCAAUUUAAUGUUGCUUGUCGUGCCUUUACCUGUUAUAACAUCGUCAACAUCUGCAAAUAGGAAAAAGGUUUGGAGUUGUGGAACAAACACUUAUCAUCAGUUGGGCAUAAAUCCUCCUGUGGAUGAACUUUACGUCCCACAACCUUUAGCAUGGCAUAAGUCUCACAAAGAAGAGACCAUCAAUGGCAUUGGGGCAGCCAAAUAUCAUUCAGUUAUCUGGACAUCAAAGAUACUUUAUACAUUUGGUUUGAAUGGUGGUCAGCUGGGUCACUAUAAGAAUACAUCUGAGCGAACAAUUAUCAUUCCCAGGAAGGUUACUUCUGUUACCUUGCAGGCAGAAGGACAGAUUGCAUGCAUAGCUGUCAGUGAUGGUGCCACAGUGGUUUGCACAUCAUGUGGUGACAUUUAUGUUCUUCAUCAAUACCAGACAAGGAAAAUAGCCUCCAAAAUGCACAACAUAGCAAAGGUAGCCUGUGUUGGUGGCUUUUUGGAUCCAAGUGUAAAUGCAGAAGGACUGACUGAGAAAGGUGGCACAGACUUGAAAAUAGCGGUUCUUACUGGUGAUGGGAGCAAUCAUCUUUAUCUCUGGACAGAGCAGUCAUCACACUUGUCACGUUGUCUUUUUAAUAUCAACCGUGAAGUAAAUGUGUGUGACUUCUGUCUGAGCCAUCAUUUAAUUGGAAUAGUUACAAAAGAAGGAGAAGCCUUUUCUGCCAAUGUUAUAUUACCAAGAGAGCGUAAAACUUCUUAUAAGAUCUUUAAUAAGCCAGGGGGACAACUUAUAGAAUUUUUGGAUAGAAGUUCAUGUGUCACAUUGCGCCUUACGCGCAUUGCAAAUCUUCAUCGCACUUUGUCAAUUAUGUGUGAUCCUAAAGGUUCAAAUUUUGCUGCAAUUCAAAAUGAACCAAAUUGCUUUCUCUUAGAUGUGCCUCAGAUCAGUCCAAGCAUGCUAAGGCAUGACUUAAAAACUCUUCUCAUUGAUGCAAAUGAGAUGGACAGCAUACAUGAUGUUAUUAUAGUUUGUGGCCAAAAGAGAUUUUUUGCUCACUCCUAUAUAUUGGCAUGUCAUAGUCAAUAUUUCAGGGAAUGUCUUCUCAACAAUGUUCCAGGGAAUGAUAAGGAAUAUUUGAAUGUAUACAGGACCUCGCCAGAAGAGGAAGAAAAGAAGUUUCUGAUUAUUAAUGAUGUAGAUCCAGAAAUCUUCCAAGAAAUUUUAACCUUCAUGUAUACUGGUUCAUGUCAACUUUUGAUGGAACCCAAGCAGUUCAUCAGUGCUCUUGCGAAGAACAUGCAGGAUUCUUGUAAUACAUCAGAUGCAAGGAAAACAUAUUCCCCCAUUCCUAGUGAAGAAAAGAUCCAGUCUAAAUGCUUAAACAAGAAUAAGAGACGGAAAAGACGUAAAGAAUCAGAAACUAGGGCCUGCAACUCAGAGUCCACAAUUGUUGAUGUAAUACAGAUGGUACUAACAAUUGUGAAGAAGUAUGCAAUCAAGGACCUUGAACAAAAGAUUAAUACUCUACCUCAUUUUUGUGGAAUCUUUGAGGUAGAUGAUCCAAAUACCAGGAAUGUGAAUGCCUCAGAUGUGAAAAUUAAGUAUUCCCGAAGGACUAACCAGGAGUUAUGGGAUGUUAUGAUUUCAAGCAGGACAGGUGAUAAUCUAGGAGCUCACAAGUGUGUUCUCUCUGCAAGAUCAGAAUAUUUUAACUGUAUGUUUGGAGCCAACUGGAUUGAGUCAACCUCCACAAAAGCAUUAAGUAUGCCUCUGCCAACCAAUAUAUUGGUCAUUAUUCUGGACUAUUUUUAUGAAGAUGACUCGACAAAGCUUCGACUGUGCAGAGAGCCAGAAUUUGUUUGCAACGUGCUUGUGGUAGCUGAUCAGCUUUUAGUCACACGACUUUGCGAGAUAUGUGAAGAUGUUUUAGUUGGAUUGCUAACUCUAAAGAAUGCUGCAGACUUGUUAGAGUUUGCAUGUACAUACAAUGCAAAACAGUUGAAGGUUUCAGCAAUGCAAUUCAUCUGUCUGAAUUUGGCAGCUAUAUUAGAGAAUGGAUCUCUUCUGACCAUUAGCAGUGGUGACAUUCUUAUGGAUUUAUCAAUUUACUACCGCAAAUUCAUCCCACAAAUGUGUUAUCGUAUGUUAACUCCUUAUGAUCAGUCACCAUAUGCAGAUGAGCUGGAAAGGCUUCUAGAGAAAAAUCCAGUGGUAUUACCAGGGUCCGAAGAAGAAUGGGAAGACACAUAUGUCAAAGAUAGACCGAGUAGGAGUAAAGGGCAGGGUUCUUCACGCAAAAAGAAACGCUCACACAGAAAUAGUCAGAGUGAAUCACGAACAAGAAAUUCUUCAACUUCUUCCCAGUUCUCUGUGGGUUCACUGUCUGAUUCUGAUUCUUUAAAAGACAUACAGCAAGAAUUAGAAGCUCUUAAUUUUGAUGACUUGGAAGAACGUUCCAUUGAGAGCAAUGAAAAGGUCACCCCACACACUGAAAAAAAUGAAUGCCAUUCUGAACUGAUCAUCAACAGGGAUGAGGAAAUUUCAACUCAGAAUCAUAUUUCUGCAGAACAUUCACCUUGGCAAAAAGUCCGGAAGAAAAAAAACAUAGUGGAUCAGCUGAUACUGGCUCCCCAAAUUGUUGAAACUUGUACAAAUAAUGUCCACAGUUCUGAUAAGAUUCCUCAAGUUCAACUUAUAACCCAGAAAACAGAGGCUUCAACAAGAAAUGAAGGGCUACAGGAAAAGGGCCUUUUAAUUGAAUUUCCUAGUCUGAGAGAUUCACUGUCAUGUUCACCACGGAUAUCAGAUGUUGUACCAAACAACAGAAUAGGGAAAACAUCACAGAAACAGUCAAAAAAAAAUUCUUCAAGUGGAACUGCUUUGGAAAAGAAAUUACCAGGAAAAGACCCAAAGCAGAACAAGACCACAGGCAGUUCACCAUGGGGUCAGUCAUCACCUCCAGCUUGGGGGACAGACAAGGAUCAGUCAGGAAUCAUCAGCAAUGUUAAAGGUAUGCAAACAUUAGCAGAUAUUAUGAAAGCUGAGGAGGCAUCACAGAAAGAAAAAAAUAUGGAGACAACCACUCCUAUACCUACCCAGAAGAGCAAAACAUCUCAAACAGUAGCAAAUAUAAAGAAAUGGUAAGAAUAUUGUA
Molecule: messenger RNA, 3295 nt
Organism: Penaeus vannamei (Pacific white shrimp)
Lineage: Eukaryota; Metazoa; Arthropoda; Malacostraca; Decapoda; Penaeidae
Source: RefSeq, a predicted model, not a curated record